Messenger RNA from Oncorhynchus mykiss (rainbow trout), 1997 nucleotides. Its product is annotated as enoyl-CoA delta isomerase 2. The record is from RefSeq and is a predicted model, not a curated record. Gene Ontology annotation, molecular function: fatty-acyl-CoA binding; delta(3)-delta(2)-enoyl-CoA isomerase activity. Gene Ontology annotation, cellular component: mitochondrion; peroxisome. NCBI's taxonomy places the organism in Eukaryota, Metazoa, Chordata, Actinopteri, Salmoniformes, Salmonidae.
GGGAGGGUUCUGGAUUGUAAACAGCGAAUUAAUUUAUUCGAAAAGUCUUGUACAACCAGGCCUGCUACUGUACUUUGGACUGAAAUUACACCACUGUCAUGUCUGUAGCUUUACGCAUAUUUUCACCGUGGCGAUUUUUCAGAUUUAUGAGCCUUGUCUAAUCAUCAGACCAAUGAGGGUGUGUCUAACUACCAAUGAAUGAAAAUCAGAGGAAUCGUCAAGUAACUAAUUAUUGAUGGCCCAUCGAAUUCUGUCACAACAUGGGCUGUCCAAGUAUAACAUAUUCCCACUCUGAAGCUGCACACAGCUGAUUCUAUGAUGGGGGCAACGGUGGAGCAAUUCAACUGUGCAAAGAGUCAGAUGGGCACGCUGAAGAAAGACCCUGGCAAUGAGGCCAAGCUGAAAAUCUAUGCUCUCUUCAAACAGGCUACUCAGGGACCCUGUAACACACCCAAGCCAGGGAUGCUUGACUUUGUCGGCAAGGCCAAAUGGGAUGCCUGGAAGUCUCUGGGAUCUGUAUCUCAGGAAGAAGCCAGACAGCAGUAUGUGGACCUGAUUGAUUCUCUCCUCGCUCCUGAGGGACUUGUGGUAGCCGCACAGCCCACUGGGAGCGCUGCCUCCUUUGACACGCUGCUGGUCUCCACAGAGGACAACGUCACCACUAUCCGGUUCAAUAGGCCACAGAAGAAGAACGCCAUCAAUGUGGAGAUGUACAACGAGAUCAUCAAGGCUCUGGAGGAAUCUGGCAAAGAUGACUCUGUCAUUACUGUAAUCACAGGUAGUGGAGACUUCUACUGCAGUGGCAAUGACUUGACAAACUUCACCAAAAUCCCUCAGGGCGGGAUGCAGCAGAUGGCAAAAGAUGGAGGCGAGUUGCUGAGGGAGUUUGUCAAAGCAUUCAUCGACUUCCCCAAGCCCCUGAUUGCAGUGAUCAACGGUCCGGCUGUGGGCGUGUCCGUCACUCUACUGGGCCUGUUCGAGGUGGUCUACGCCACGGAGAGGGCUACAUUCCACACCCCCUUCAGCCAGCUGGGACAGAGCCCAGAGGCCUGCUCCUCCUACACCUUCCCCAAAAUGAUGGGCAAUGCAAAGGCCAGUGAGAUGCUGCUGUUCAACAAGAAACUGACAGCCACCCAGGCGUGUGCCCAGGGCCUGGUUACCGAGGUCUUUCCCGACAGCAGCUUCCAAACCGAGGUGGCCACCAGACUGAAGGCUUAUGCCAAGCUUCCCAGGAAUUCCCUAACACUUUCCAAGCAGCUGAUCCGUGGGACAGAGAAGGAACGUCUCCACACUGUCAACGACCAGGAGGUGGAGCGCCUGGUGGAGCGCUGGCUCUCAGACGAGUGCAUGCAGGCCAUCAUGAGCUUCUUCCAGGCUAAGCUGUGAGGAGGUGAUCCUCCCCCUGCAGAGUCCCGCAGACAGAGUCCCACGGAGCAGAGCGCCUAGCCUUAGUCGUGUUCAUUAGGUACCAAGCAGAAGAAAAAUCUGACUUACAGGGAGUGACUACUACUACCUGUUCUUAGAAGAAACACAAAUUUCUGUUUUUGAUUGAUUUUUUUUUUAUGUAUUCCAUUGCGUGCCCUAAUGAGCAUUACCCACAUUACACCAGCCUUAAGCAGAUGCCUUAUUUUCUACUGUUUUAUCGGAUUGGCUGUGUAAAUUAAUUAUAAUAAUACACAAAAACCCAUUAUGUACAUUUUACCGUUGAUCUGGUUGGUUUUGCAUUUAACAUAUCUGGGCAUUCCCUGUUUUGAAACACCUUUGAGGGAAUGUAACUUACAUGGACUUCAGCUACCAAGGGGUGUGUAUUGUAAAUUGAAGGUGGGUGGUGCCUUAGUCCAGAUUGCCUUAGGACUGAACAAAGGCUUUGGAAUACCUUCCAAGAGGAAGUGUCUUGUGGUUUUAUAUGCACAAAAAAAAUAUUUGUGGAGAUGACAUUGUUUCACACAUCCAACUAUAUCUGUUUGAAAAUAAAUCUAUUUCUACAAUCAAGCAAA